Messenger RNA from Ananas comosus (pineapple), 2542 nucleotides. RefSeq lists its product as uncharacterized. The transcript has 4 exons. Bases 948 to 2258 code for a protein of 436 amino acids. The record is from RefSeq and is a predicted model, not a curated record. Lineage: Eukaryota; Viridiplantae; Streptophyta; Magnoliopsida; Poales; Bromeliaceae.
CCUCCUCCUCCUCCUCCCUAGGCUCCUCCCCUGCUUCUUCUCCUUAAUUAACUAAUUAAUUAAUUACCUAAUUUGGUUCCUAUCCAUAUUCUCCUCUUUGAGUAAAUCGAGGUGAGUUGUGGGUAUAAAUAUAUACAUAUAUAUAUACAAAUAUAUGUGUGUGCACAUCCCCCUCCCUCUCCAAGGGUCUUCUUCUCCUUCCUCUUCCUCCUCUCUUCCCCUUUUAUUUGCUUUAAUUUGGUUGGUUUUUCGCUUUUUUGGGGACGCAGACGAGGAGGAGGAGGAGGAGAGGAGGGGAUUUUUUUUUUUUUUAAAGGCAUCUUUUUUCUUAUUUUUGAAGUGUUUUUUGCGGGGUUUUGGUGGAGAGGAGCUCUUUUUUGAGGGAAAGGUGUCAUCUUUUUACACUUUUUGAGCUCGUUUGGAGAGGUGCCUUAGUUGGAAAAGAGGAGCUCCUUUUGGAUUGGGUGAGAUCGUUUUUUAUCUUUAUUUCUUGGGUUUUGAGCUAUUUUUGGACCCCAAUUGAGGUAGAAAUUUGAACAAAAGAAAGGGUCUGUUUUUGGAAUUUCAAAGUGUUUGUUUUCUGGGGAUUAUCCUAUUUGGAUUUGGGGUUCUGUGAAUUUAGGAUCAUUCUAGGUGAGAAAGAAAGAAAGGAGGAAUAUUGGAUUAAUUUGGAUGGUUUUGGAGCAUCAGAAGGAUCUAGGGGACAAAAAGAACUUCUUGCUGGAGUUGUCCUGGUUCUUGUAAUUUGAGCUGCUGCUUUGAAGAGAAGAGAAGAGAAGAGAAGAGAAGUGAGCCCACUCCAAGAGAGAGAGAGAACAACAGGAAAAAGAGCCAAUUUAAGCUACGAUGCACUGUUUAUAUAACACAUCAAUCAUCUCUCUUCAACUAGAAUUACUGGGCCCGGUCAGCUUUUCCCUUCGAGACAUGGGGAGGCGGCAGUUGUGACAAUGAUGGAUCCCCAAUCAUUCGUCAAGUUAUCAGUCGGAUCGCUGGGGCUAAGAAUUCCACAUCAAGCUCCAAAGGCUUCCCACGGUACAAACGUAUCGAAUUCCUCAUGCUUGUGCGAGAUCCGCCUUCGAGGCUUUCCGGUUCAGACUGCAUCAGUCCCCUUAAUAUCCGCGCCGGAGUCCAAUCUCGAGUCUCAAAGCAAUUAUGCUGCGGUUUUCUAUCUCGAAGACUCCGACUUGAAGGCGUUGAGGGCCCCACGGUGCUUCCAAACCUCCCAAUUUAAUCUCGAGAUUUCGGUGUAUAUGGGAAAGCCGGGUCUGCACUGCGGCGUCGGCGGGGGGAAGCAGCUGAUCGGGACAUUCAGGGUGGAGGUGGGUCCUGGGUUGUUGGAAGGGAAACCCACUUUGCUUCAUAAUGGUUGGAUUAGCAUUGGCAAGAACAAGAAAAAAGAAGAGCGGAGAGGUGGGCCGGAGCUGCACCUGACGGUGAGGCUAGACCCGGACCCUCGUUAUGUUUUCCAGUUUGAGGACGAGACGAUGUUGAGUCCGCAGAUAGUUCAGCUACGCGGGAGCAGCAAGCAGCCCAUAUUCAGCUGCAAGUUCAGCCAAGGCCGGCGGGCGUCUCAAGUAGAUCCGAUGAGCAACUACUGGUCGAGCUACAACAAUGACGACAAAGAUGCAGAAAGGAGGGAGAGGAAAGGCUGGAAGGUGAUGAUUCACGACCUCUCAGGCUCCGCUGUCGCCGCAGCGUUCAUGGCAACACCGUUCGUCCCCUCAAUGGGCUGCGACCGAGUUGUGCGGUCCAACCCGGGUGCCUGGCUUAUCGUCCGCCCCGAUCCUAUGGGCUCGUCCGACAGCUGGCACCCCUGGGGCCGGCUAGAGGCCUGGCGAGAAUCUGGGCCGCGGGACUCCGUCUGCCUCCGCUUCAGCCUUCUCCCUGAGAGCCAAGAUGCCGGUGUUCUUGUUUCAGAGGUUUUGAUAAGUAGCGACAAGGGCGGAGAGUUCUAUAUCGAUAUGGACCGACAGACGCCGGUGGGAGCGCCCGUCUCAGCCCCGCAGGGCGGUUCAGGGGAUCACGCCCUCGCGGCCUUGGGAGGAUGCGCGGUCGGCGGGUUUGUUAUGAAUUGUAAGGUUCAAGGGGAAGGGAAGUGCAGUAAACCGCUUGUGCAGCUGGCCAUGCGCCACAUAACUUGUGUGGAGGAUGCUGCGAUAUUCAUGGCCCUCGCGGCUGCCGUGGACCUCAGCAUAAAGGCUUGCAGGCCGUUUAGGAGAAAGCCCAAGAAGGGAUAUACUCACGCGCUUCUAACAUGACAAGGUUAUGCAUUUUCAGAAAGCAUCAGUUGGUUGUUGAAUGAGAUUAAAACCUAGCCAUGGAGACGGCUUCAAUUCUAAUCGACCGAAAAAUGCUCUUUUUAUCAGGUAUGAGCAACUGCUGCAACAUAUCGCAGUAUGGCGUUCCGAGGACUCUCCAGAAAAUUUCUUGUACCAAUGAUGCUGUGUUUUCUCUCUCAAUUGAAAAAUCGAAACUGCCAUUGACAAUGUAUAAUCUUUCUUGGACUAUGAUCUUAUUCAAGUUUCAGUCAGGCUUCUGUUCU